AUGCCUUCUCAUCCAGCCGAUAUGCAGGCUGAGCAUGUCUCCAUCUCGCCCCUCCUUCAGCGACUUGCCUACCCCGCGACUCAGGUUCCAGUCGAAGCAUCUGAGAUCGCCUCUGCAUUCGCAUUGAUCUUCGAAGAUCGCCUAUCCGCUAUUCAAAUGGCUGCCCUUUUGACUCUCUUGCACUCUACUGGAAAGGACAAGGAAGCAGACGUCAUCGCGAAAUGUUCGCACCGCAUGAGAGAGGCCGCUUCCCAGGUCGAAAGAUCUGCUUUAAAGCAAGCUCUCAAGGCCCGUGGAAAGAAGGAAGGCAACUACAAGGGAGGUUUGUGCGACAUCGUUGGCACCGGCGGAGAUUCGCAUUCUACCUUUAACGUUUCUACGACCGCCUCCAUUAUCGCAUCGCCACUGCUUAUGACGGCCAAACAUGGCAAUCGCGCGCAGACCUCGUUUUCCGGAUCCGCUGAUGUUCUCAAUGCAAUUUCGCCCGUUCCACCGAAGAUCUCAGCUGUGAAUGCAAGCAACGUUGCACGGGUUUACGAAGCGACCAAUUAUGCGUUCCUGUUCGCCCCGAACUUCCACCCUGGUAUGGGCUACGCGAAUCCUGUGCGACGUGGACUCGGACUUCGCACAAUAUUCAAUCUCAUGGGUCCAUUGGCCAAUCCUGUCGACUGGGCCCUGGAAGCGCGCAUGGUUGGAGUGGCCUACCAGAGUCUUGGCCCGGUUUUUGCAGAUGCUUUGCGACAAGGGGGUGCAAAGAAAGCCCUUGUCGUUUGUGGUGAAGAAGAUAUGGAUGAGAUUAGUUGCGCGGGCAAGACCAACUGCUGGAAACUCUCUGAAUAUCCUAACCCCGCCUAUCAAGGAUCAGACAAACCAGACGAGACCAGCAGCAGUGAGGAGGACACGCCCCGCACUCUGGUCACGUUGGAAACAUUCCAGCUCCACCCGUCUGACUUUGGUCUUCCGACUCAUCCGCUGUCGGACGUGUACGGAAGGAAGAUGCCCAAAGACAAUGCGGCCAAGCUUAUGAGCAUCUUGCGCAACGAACUGCCUCGUGAUGACCCCAUUCUGGAUUUUGUUAUUAUGAAUGUCGCUGCCCUUCUGGUCGUUUCCGGUAUCUGUGAUGCUGAUACCAGCAAUAUGGGCCCAGGCGACGAUGGUCAGGUCAUCACGGAGCGUGGCCCUGGCGGUGGACGCUGGAAGGAGGGUGUUCGUCGUGCUCGCUGGGCUAUCGAGAACGGCGCCUCUCUCAAAUGCCUGGAAGAGUUCAUCGAAGUGACGAACAAACUCGAGCAGCAGCAAUAA
Molecule: messenger RNA, 1302 nt
Organism: Aspergillus chevalieri
Lineage: Eukaryota; Fungi; Ascomycota; Eurotiomycetes; Eurotiales; Aspergillaceae
Gene: TRP4
Product: anthranilate phosphoribosyltransferase
Exons: 2
Coding region: 1-1302 (433 amino acids)
Biological process (GO): L-tryptophan biosynthetic process
Cellular component (GO): cytosol
Molecular function (GO): anthranilate phosphoribosyltransferase activity
Source: RefSeq, a predicted model, not a curated record